AUGGUCGAACAGUCAAGCCACAAGACCGCCAACGAUACUCCAUCUGCCGGCAUUCUUCCCGCAUCUCACUGGGCACAUCCCGAUGAUGAACCUAGCGCUGCAGGAAAUGACGACACCUCUUCUCUGUACACCUCAGACUCCUUCUCGAGCACUACUUCGGUGGCAAGCAGUCUGCGCCGGUUUCGCAGUCUCCAUGGCCGAACGUAUCAUUCGGAGAUAGGCAAUGCUGUGUCCUGGACACCAAACGACCAGAAGCAUAUCGAGAUGCUCGAUUUAAUGCACGCCACUUGUUUGACAGCCAUACAUGAGAAGCUGUUUUUAGCACCUCUUGAUACUGAGAAAUUGAAAAGUGUCCUGGAUGUUGGCACAGGCGCAGGCCAUUGGGCCAUCGAUAUGGGUGAUUUAUACCCGAAUGCCGAGGUCAUUGGCACUGAUAUAACGCCCAUGCAGCCGUCUUGGGUUCCUCCCAAUGUGAGCUUCCAGAUCGAUGAUGCAAACCUUGAGUGGACCUUCUCCGAUAAUCGUUUUGACUUCGUUCAUUUGCGUUUCCUUGUUGGAUGUAUAACCGACUGGAAUGCUUUUUAUCGUGAGGCAUUCCGUUGUACCAAGCCGGGAGGUUGGAUAGAACAUUUCGAGGCCUACGUCCACUGGUAUGACGACGCGGAACCGAUUCCUGAGGGGAGCACGCUGGACAUCUAUAACAAGGCCUUCUCGGAAGCCGGAAAAAAGGCCGGGCGUACCUUCGACGUACUUCCGGACGACAUACAAAAGAAAGGAAUGGAAGCAGCUGGCUUCGUCGAUAUUCAGGUAAAGGAUAUCAAGAUCCCCUUCGGCCCUUGGCCCGAGGAUGCGCAUGAGAAGGAACUCGGUCUUCUCGCCAAAGCGUACACAUUAGCAGAUCUCGAGGGAUGGUUGGUCUUCACCUUCACUGAAAUUCUCGGCUGGGAGCCGGAAUAUACGCAGGUCUUCAUUGCCCAUGUCAGGAAAGAAAUUAACAACCCCAAACGAAAGCUCUCGUUCAGAUAUCGUGUGGUUUACGGCAGGAAGCCUGAGACUUCGUAA
Thermochaetoides thermophila DSM 1495 is the source of this 1062-nucleotide messenger RNA. RefSeq lists its product as uncharacterized. The record is from RefSeq and is a predicted model, not a curated record. Bases 1 to 1062 code for a protein of 353 amino acids. Gene Ontology annotation, molecular function: methyltransferase activity. NCBI's taxonomy places the organism in Eukaryota, Fungi, Ascomycota, Sordariomycetes, Sordariales, Chaetomiaceae. The transcript is spliced from 4 exons.